AUGGCGCCGCAGAAGCGCAAGCAGCCCCAUGAUGUGCCGCCGCCAGCUCCCACCACCACCAUGUCCGAGACUGCCCCGCGACGAGCGACGCGACAGGCCGUCGCAGCAACGGCAGAAUCCAGCACCGAGCCAGAAAGGCAGCGCAGAAGCGGUCGUAUACGCGCCAAUACACUGGAGGACCCUCAGCACAACAUAACGAGCUUGGACACCCCCGAGGCGAAGCGUAAUGACGCGUCCAAGAGCAACAGCAGCAGCAGCAACAACAACAGCCGGGCCGGGCCUGCCCCACCAUCAAAGUUGACCAGGAGGACAGCGACAGCGACAGCAACAACGACAACGACAACGAGAGGACAGACGGCGGAAUCAGAGACACACGCACGAUACGAACCAGAACCAGGCCCAUCCAUAGUGGUAAAGACCGACAAGAAGCGAGCGACGCCGUCGCAGCCGAGCACAAGGCAAAUUGCCGUGCCACCGCCCGUGACACAAACACCGUCACCCACGGCACCGAAGACGGCGAAGAAGGUCCACGUUCAAGCAAACACAUCGCGGCCACGGUCCUAUGUGCCACAGCCCAGACCGCCUGCGCAAGCAUAUCCACAAGCGCCAGCGAGCAGCUUGAUUGACCCGGCCAGUGCUUCCACUAUUACGCCGAAACGCCGAGCGUCUGCUGUCGCAAUUGCGAAGACGCCAGGGACGCCGCACACAGACCGCAACAUUGACAAGGUCGUGUUGGGCAAUAUCUGUUUCAAGACAUGGUUUCCGUCAUAUUACAGUAAAGAGGUGCUGGGCGAGGGCUCAGGCAACUUUGGUGCCAAGGACCACCAUGGGGGAGCAAAGAUGGGAGGCGGCAAGAAGGAGAAGGAGGCCAUGCUGGACAGGCUGCAUGUGUGCCCCUCAUGCUUCAAGUAUUCCAAGGAGCUGCUAUCCUGGACGGGACACAUGAGGUAUUGUCAGAGUAGAGCAUACGUACCAGGCACGAAGGUGUAUACACAUCCCAAGGGCUCAACUCUAGCAAAACGCCAUGCAACGAAAAGUGAGGUGCCUGCUAAUGAUCCCGAGGGCGAAUGGAGUGUGUGGGAAGUUGACGGAGAGCGCGACGUGUUGUUUUGUCAAAACCUUUCCUUAUUUGCAAAGUUCUUUCUAGACAACAAGUCAGUGUUCUUCGACGUUACGGGUUUCACAUACUUCUUGCUCGUCUACACCCCACCGCCGGGUCCAACCGGCAAAGGCGCCGCUCCAAGCAUUUGUGGGUUCUUCUCGAAAGAAAAGAUGUCAUGGGACAAUAACAAUCUCGCAUGUAUUCUCGUCUUCCCUCCUUGGCAACGGAAAGGCCUGGGCGCUCUGCUCAUGGGCGUUUCCUACGAGAUCUCCAAGCGCGAGGGCGUCAUCGGGGGUCCGGAGAAACCCAUAUCAGAGCUUGGUCGCAGGGGCUAUAAGAGGUACUGGGCCGGCGAGAUCGCAAGAUGGCUUCUCAGCGUAGAGCCCAAGGAUAAGAGCAGCAGUAAGAACGAGGAGUUGUUAGUCGACAUUGAGGAUUGUAGCAAGGCGACGUGGAUAGUGCAGGAGGACUGCCUUGCGAUACUAAGAGAGAUGGACCUGGUGGAGGAGGCAGGAAUGGGACCACCGAAGCCGAAAGAGCCCGAAGAAGGCGAGGACCAAGAGAUGGCGGAGCCAGAGGUAGUUGAUGUUCCUCGUGUCAGAAUUGAUAAAGAGGCCGUGCGGCGCUGGGUCCGAGACAAUAGGAUUGACCUUGAGAGGGUAUGUGAUCCCGAUGGGUUUGUGGAAGGAUAUGCGAUGAAGAAGGAUGAGGUUGAAGAGGAGGAAUAG
Truncatella angustata is the source of this 1830-nucleotide messenger RNA. RefSeq names its product acyl-CoA N-acyltransferase. Gene Ontology annotation, biological process: regulation of DNA-templated transcription. Gene Ontology annotation, molecular function: histone acetyltransferase activity. Bases 1 to 1830 code for a protein of 609 amino acids. NCBI's taxonomy places the organism in Eukaryota, Fungi, Ascomycota, Sordariomycetes, Amphisphaeriales, Sporocadaceae. The transcript is spliced from 2 exons. The record is from RefSeq and is a predicted model, not a curated record.